Messenger RNA from Microthlaspi erraticum, 1230 nucleotides. The record is from the annotation of a GenBank genome assembly. Lineage: Eukaryota; Viridiplantae; Streptophyta; Magnoliopsida; Brassicales; Brassicaceae.
AUGCCGACGACGAGGAUCAACGACCUGCCACGGGAAGUGAUCGGGGCGAAGAUACUCACGAGGGUUCCGGUAACAUCGCUGAGACAUGUGCGAUCCACCUGCAAAUCGUGGGACGCUUUAACCAAGAGCUGGAUUUUGGGCCACGAAGCGACAUCAACAGAGCAGUUUCUAGGGUUCAUGACGAUGAAUUCCAAGGUUUUUACAAUCAGGUUCCAAUGCAAGCAGAAGGGCGACUCGGUUGAUCUCUCUAUGCAACAGGUAGACUUGCUAAAUCAGUUCGACAUCUCUCAAGUAUUUCACACUCAGGGCUUAUUGUUAUGCGUGACUAAGAACAAGUCGAAGUCGAAGCAGCUCAUGGUGUGGAACCCUUAUUUGCAUCAAACAAGGUUUAUCAGACCCCUACGAAAAUUCCGCACACGAGACAGGUAUGCUCUCGGAUACGAUGUCGACGGUAACCACAAAAUCAUGAGGUUUUGGAAUCGCAGCCCUCCUGGUGGUGGAAAAGAAGUGUGCGAGAUCUACAGUUUGAGCUCUGAUUCAUGGAGGGUCCUCAAGGUCACUCCCGACUGGGAUAUAGGUUAUUCUCGCAUCGGAGUGUCUGUCAAGGGAAACACCUACUUUUAUGCUGGUGACAAGUGUGAUGAUGAGGUUGGAGAUUUCUUAGUCUAUUUCGAUUUCACAAGAGAGGAGUUUGGACCUCGUCUGCUUCUUCCGUUUUACUCUAUUUACGAAGAGCUUGUGACCCUCUCGUGCGUUGGAGAUGAGAAGCUUGCGGUGUUGUAUUACCAGGAGGGUAUGAAUUAUGAUGGCAUACUUGAGAUUUGGGUUACUAGGGUUGAGCCCGACUGUGUGUCCUGGAGCAGCUUUCUGAGAGUUGAUUUGAGUUCAUUUCCACCCACGGGUGUUAGAUUCGACGAGUUUGACGGUGGGAGCUUCUUCAUUGACGAGCGAGAGAAAGUCGCUGUGGUGUUUGAUCUAGGUGGGAUUCCACCCAACGAGACGAACAGGACCGCUCGUGACCAAAUCGCUUAUAUCAUUGGAGAAGACGGACUCUUUGAGUCUGUGUGUCUCGGAGAAGCUCCCAAUCUCGGUGUACGUUGCCCCAAAACCGGCUAUCUUCCGCUCAUUCAUGACCACGCACUUGUUUGCUCUCCUUCUUUUCGUCCCAGUUUAGUGAGUUUAGUGCAAGACAAGCAACCGCCGCUCAAAAGGCAAAGAAGAUAUGUUUAG